Messenger RNA from Penicillium nucicola, 558 nucleotides. Its product is annotated as carboxymuconolactone decarboxylase family protein. Lineage: Eukaryota; Fungi; Ascomycota; Eurotiomycetes; Eurotiales; Aspergillaceae. Gene Ontology annotation, molecular function: peroxiredoxin activity. The transcript has a single exon. The coding region runs from base 1 to 558 and encodes 185 amino acids. The record is from RefSeq and is a predicted model, not a curated record.
AUGCGUCUCCCAUACGUGCAGAACCCUCCUUCAACAGAAACAGCAGACGAAGCGCGCAUCCUAGCAAGCGUCCAAGGCCGCCGAGCCCCAAACCCUCUCCUCCCACUGGACCUAGCCCUCCUCCAUUCCUACCCGGUGACAGAAGGCUGGAAUUCCUUCAUUGGCGCAAUCCGCACACGAACAACUCUCUCAGAUGUCGUCCGCGAACUAGCAAUCUGCCGCGUGGCAGUAGUAAAUGGCGCAUUGUUCGAAUGGGAACAACAUGCGCCACUGCUGCAGCAGGGCGGACUGAGCGAGGAGGCAUUGAAGAUUGUCGGGGAUUCUCAGGCUGACUUUACGGAUGAGGAUUUGCUUUCGAUUUUGAGUGCUGAGCAGAGGGCUGUUUUGAGAUAUACCGAUGCAAUGACUAAGACGGUUGCUGUUCCUGACGAGGUGUUUGGACAGGUGAGAGCUUGUUUCAAUGAGAAGGAGGUUGUGGAGAUUACGGCGACUAUUGCCGCUUAUAACUGUGUCAGUCGCUUCUUGGUUGCUCUUGAUGUUGGAGAGAAGAACCAUUGA